Recurvomyces mirabilis is the source of this 339-nucleotide messenger RNA. RefSeq lists its product as uncharacterized. The transcript is spliced from 2 exons. The coding region runs from base 1 to 339 and encodes 112 amino acids. Lineage: Eukaryota; Fungi; Ascomycota; Dothideomycetes; Mycosphaerellales; Teratosphaeriaceae. The record is from RefSeq and is a predicted model, not a curated record.
AUGGCACAAUAUUUCGUUGAUAAAGCACUCGCAGCCAUGCCUGAUAUUGCUCCUGAUGGGCCAUUGAAGGGAAAAGGUCUACUCUCGCCCAUAGGUGACCCUCUGGGCCACGUCUUCGACAAAGGGCUAAUGCCCGUCGGUCACGUUGUGGGAGCAGUAGCGAAGCCGAAUGGGCAGGCGUUUCUGGACGUGCAGAAGGAUGCUAAGGAGAAGAUCACGGGUGUGAAAGAAGAUGACGACAACGAGGAGAAGGAGAACAAGAAGUCGAAUGAGGAGAAGCCGGGUGGGAAGAGCAUUGGUGGCAAUGCUCAGACGGGGCAGAAUCCGCUUGGCCUCUGA